ACUCCACGUGUCGAAGCUCACCACAGACGUGCCAGCGUCGCCGAGGAACCCAGCAGAAAAAUAUGGGAAAUGGCGACGACGAGAAGGUGGAAGGCCUCCACCACUCUCGACAGCCCCCGCACGGCGAGACUUCCUCCUCCUCCCCCUCCUCCCGCCACGCCACGAAGCGACGACGCGCGCACGGCGCGGCAGCAGCCAUGGCCGACCGCUUCUUUCCCAACGACCUCCCCGACUUCGUCGCCGAGGCACCCGACGGCGGCGGCCCUCCCGCCGCCGGGCUCCGCGGCCUGCUCUCUCUCCCCUACCCCAGGCUCUCCGACCGGCUCCUCCGCGCCGCCCUCCGGCUCAAGGACAAGGUCGUGCAAGAGACGUGGACUAGGACGGGGGGCCAGGUGACGGACUACACGCUCUACACGGGCGCGCUAGGGACGGCGCUACUGCUGUUCAAGGCCUUCCAGGUCACCGGCGACCGUCGUGAUCUCAACCUCGCCAGCGACAUCGUCCAAGCCUGUGAUGUCGCGUCGCUUGGCCUACCGCGCAGGUUCUUGACUUUCAUAUCCGGGAGGGCUGGCGUCUGCGCUCUCGGAGCAGUGAUCGCAAAGCAUUGCAAUGAUCAGUUGAUGGUGACCAACUUUCUGAGCUCGUUUGAUGAGAUAAUUAUCACAGAGAAAGUUCCAAACGAGCUGCUGUAUGGAAGGGCGGGUUAUUUGUGGGCUUGCUUGUUCCUGAAUGAGCAUCUCAGUGACAAGACAAUUCCUGCUGAACACAUUAGUUCUGUGGCAAAGGACAUAAUUAGGGAGGGAAGGAAGCUGUCGAACAAGGGGAGCUGCCCACUGAUGUAUGAGUGGCAUGGGAAGAAGUACUGGGGUGCUGCCCAUGGACUUGCUGGAAUCAUGCAUGUUCUGAUGCACACUGAAUUGAAGCUGGAUGAGCAGGAUGACGUGAAGAAUACUCUGCGGUACAUGAUCAGUAACCGGUUUCCAAGUGGAAACUAUCCCUCGAGUGAAGACAGUGAAUCCGAUCGCCUGGUGCAUUGGUGCCAUGGUACCCCUGGUGUUGCUCUUACACUUGCUAAGGCAUAUCAGGUGUUCCAAGACGAUCACUUCAAGCAGUCCGCUGCAGAGGCUGCUGAAGUUGUCUGGAACCGUGGUCUUCUCAAGCGAGUUGGAAUAUGCCACGGUAUAAGCGGGAAUGCCUAUGUAUUCCUCUCACUUUACAGGCUAACAGGCAAUGUUGAGUAUCUCUACCGGGCUAAGGCUUUUGCUUGCUUUCUGCUUGAAAAUGCUGAUCGAUUGAUUGCUGAGGAGGCCAUGCAUGGUGGUGACCGUCCGUUUUCAUUGUUUGAAGGAAAGGCUGGGAUGGCAUACCUCCUUUUAGACAUGGUUAACCCCUCUGAAUCAAGGUUCCCCGCCUACGAACUUUGAGUUCCAGCAUCAAUCUAUGUAGGCCCAGCGAUCCGUCUGUCCAAACAAUCUGAGUUAAGUAGUACUUGUCUUCUUAUCUACCCUGUAAAAUGUACCUUGGUGCGGUUGAUAUCCUUGUGAAGUUUAGUAUUUCUGACUCUGCAAACUUGAACCUUUGUGAAGUAUGUUCUUGACGGAGUUCUGGUAAUAAUGCUCGUCUUUGUGUUGAA
This is a messenger RNA of Hordeum vulgare subsp. vulgare (domesticated barley), 1633 nucleotides long. RefSeq names its product lanC-like protein GCL2. The transcript is spliced from 6 exons. Gene Ontology annotation, biological process: carbohydrate metabolic process; peptide modification. Gene Ontology annotation, cellular component: plasma membrane. The record is from RefSeq and is a predicted model, not a curated record. The coding region runs from base 63 to 1424 and encodes 453 amino acids. NCBI's taxonomy places the organism in Eukaryota, Viridiplantae, Streptophyta, Magnoliopsida, Poales, Poaceae.